Danio rerio (zebrafish) is the source of this 1117-nucleotide messenger RNA. RefSeq names its product plac8 onzin related protein 4 (gene ponzr4). The record is from RefSeq and is marked validated. Lineage: Eukaryota; Metazoa; Chordata; Actinopteri; Cypriniformes; Danionidae.
UCCGAGGUGUCAGACGCCUGAACUUGCCUCUUUGUCACAGAGUUGAAUUAGACAAACGCUCAUCAUGGCAUCCAAGAUGAUAAUUCAGCAGCCCAAGCCUCUGGUAGUGGCUGCAGCAUCAGAUCAGUGGAGCACCAGCAUCUGCGAAUGCGACAAUGUCAAUGAAUGUUGUUUCUCCGUGUGGUGUUUCCCUUGUUUCGCCUGCAUUACAGCCAGAGAUCACGGAGAGUGCCUGUGUCUCCCUCUGCUGGACAGUUUCGGCUGUAUUCCUCCAAUCACGCUCUCCAUGAGGGUUUCCACACGACGACGAUACGGCAUCAAAGAUUCAAUCUGCAAUGACUGUGUGUACACUUGCUGCUGUGGGCCGUGCUCGUGGUGCCAGAUCCGACGAGAGAUGAAGGCAAGGCUCCAUCCUGUCACUCUGUUCAACAACAGGCCAAACUAAAGAUCACCAUCACCCUCCUCAUCUUCAUCAUUAUCACUUUCAUGGCAAAUUCUCUCAGUGCUGCUUGUCCUUAUCAGGUCACAGUCCUGUUAGUCCAAAAAACACAACAACAAAAAACAAAGACUUGCUCAUUCUGUGGGUUUAAUCACAGUUUUUGAUCUUCCUCCUACUCACACUGACCUGAGAUCAGCCUUUUCUGGCGUGGCCGUGAAAUGAGUUUUACAUAUUGUCCAUGUGCGGCUUUAGUUCAGGAUGUGAAGAAUUCUGAACAAUGGAUUUAUCCUGUGAAACAUGAAGUUUUUUAUUUAAUGUUGAAAUAUGUUUAACACAUCAACAAUUUAGUUGUAUUAUUAUUAUUAUUAUUAUUAUUAUUAUAGAUUGUUGUUGAUUUUAUUAUUAAAGACACAGUGUAUACUUUUUUAAUCUGAGAUGUAAUCUUAUUCUCACUCGCUGUUAUAUUGAGCCAUUGAUAUGUGCCAUUGGAGGUUUGAUAUUAGAAAGUGUUUGUAGUGUGUGUUUGUGUGUGUGUGUGUGUGUGUGUGUGUGUGUGUGUGUGUGUGUGUGUGUGUGUGUGUGUGCGUUUGUGCAGAUUUGAUUCACACAUUGAUUUGUAAAUAAUUGAAUGUAGCAAAUAUAAAUGUUGAGGACCUCAAUAAAGCCGAUUAUAAUCAA